AGAUCUUAUGGAUUUAGGUGUAUAUGUGAUUUGUUUAAAUGAGCUCUGGGCCAUGGAAUAUACGAGUUUAAAGGACUAAAGAGUGAUGAAAGACAUAUCGCUGGAAGAAAGCGGAAAUAAUGAGUGUGAUUUUGAGUCAAAUAUAGAGCAUCAUUUCGACCAAUCAGAUGCGUCCAUUCUCUCCACCACUUCUGUGACGUCAACUCGUUCUGAGUCAGCGAUUUUUACACCGCGCAUAAGCGGUUACAUUCGCAACGACCCACAGCGCCGAUCACUAAAAGAAACAAUCCUUCUACGAAAAUUUGAAAACAGACGCGGAACUUCGAACCGAUGGAAUACUCGAAAUACUUCGCCGGCAGAUGUCGCUAAAGAAGAAUUAGACAAAGCGUCAUUGUUUCGUCAACGUUUGUUGAAAAAUCAAGAAGAGCUCCAUAAACUGCUGAGUCAGGCUCCAUUUGUGCUGAGUAAAGCAAAGCUGGAACAAAAGAAUCAACCAGUUAAAAAACUCGCUGUGAAAAGAGUGGACAACAGUGACGUCACACACCACCAUUGUUACGCAUCAAUCAACGCGGAGGAUAGUUCCUCCUCAGAUGAGGAGCUAAGAGAACCGAUGGCCGACACCCCUCCUAAUCUUUCAGACGAAGAAAGUGUUGAAACUUUUCGUUCCGCUUCGCCUGCUCAUGAGAGGAAUGACGUCAUGACCAAUGACGUCAUCGGGCGACCACGUAACAUCGUGACAGACUCUACGUCAAAGAAAUGCGUCGUCAGUAUUGCACGAACCGCUUCACGAACCAACAUGUUACGCCACAGACGUGGUAGCAAUACUUCCCCAAAUAAUGCUCUAUACGAGGCCGCGAAACCAAGACCCCCUCCCCGGAAGUUGGGACGCAAAACUCCGCCGAUUCAAAAAACUGUCUCGAUCUCCGAUUCCUGGACCCCUGACGUCGCUGUUGAGACUGUUACGUCAUCCGAAACGUCACGAAUCGUCACGCUGCCUUACGUUUCGCGUAGUUCCGGAAAAAUUACCCGACCAUCACAAAGCAAGCGUAAUAAUCGGCACAAUGACGUCAUAAAGGAAAUAAGCGACGCGGAAAAAGAUGAGACAACCCAUAAUGGAUCAUGUGACGUCACAAUACAACACGCGCCACUGACCAAAGAGGAUAUGACGAAGGCCGAUACGUCACCAAGCAGAUGUACAGUUAGUAGCAGCGGGUAUUCGAGUCCUGGCAGCAGCAACGGGAGUGCUUCUCUCUCUCCGUCCUCCUCAAACGCUUCUGCUACCUCCGCUCGCUCUCUAGCGCUACCUCGCGUGCAAGAAAUCCCGACCGAGCAGCGAGAUCGAAGCAAAUCGGAACCCAUCUCAAAGGAAGUUAAAACAGAUGACAUCAGCGUCGGUUCUGGAUCCAACGCCGCAGAAGACGAAGACGUAUUCCCAAUCACAACAUGGGUCGAAUCACCUGAGUUUAAAAACUUGGAACUACAAACUCAGGCCGCAUCCGAACUACCAGCGGUUGAUACGAAGCAGAAAAGGUUGUCAGCACAAAGUGACGAUCUUUCACAACAUGUAGUUAAGAUGAGACAGAAGACGCCACAAAAGCGACCGGUAUCUGCUUACCUACCCAGCAGCACCAACAAACCAGAUGCACAACCACACGUCUCAUUCGCUUCUAACAGUAUAUGUAUGAUCGAGCCUACGACGCCAAAGACAAUGAAAAAUCGCGUAAAAGCGUCAAAUUCCACGAAGAUACGACUUCCGAACGCGGUGUCCAGAUCUAAGAAAAACGCCGCAUCGCGAAACAGCCGCGCUUUCGCUUUACAAGCUGGUUCACAAAUCGACCUUAGCGUCAUACCUGAUGACGUCGAAACAAACGAUUUGACGUCAUACGAGCCGCGACGAAGCGCGUCCUUGUCGCCGAAAACGUUCCAGAACGAUCUUGGACAGUGUUACAUCACAGAAGACGAAUUGUCUGCUUCCCUAGCCAAUGUCAACUUACCGAGAAACACUUCACCAAAUCGAGCCUUCAAUACAGUGUCGGGUGCUACUGGUCGCUUUAUGACGAAAGAAAGCGAGUUUUUCGCUGACAAAGGCCAAGAAAAUACGAACAAUAAUCAUUAUGAGUCACAACAGUCAAUGUAUACCGGGUCAACAUGGUCUCUAAACCCCAGUUCCAACGAGACGAGCCGCGAAAACAGCUCUCGAAAAUCACUUCGUGCACGUUUAAAGGGGGCUUUCAGCUUCCAGAAUAUUCGAAGAGCGAUUAGUAUGGAGACUUUGGACGAGGAAGAAAGCAAAGCGCAACGUUCAGUCAGUCACUACUACCUUAACGAAUGCGGGGAAAACGUGGGAGUUCCUGGGGUCGAAAGGUCAUCGACUCUUGGUUAUGGAAAACAUACUCUGCCCUCUGCCCCUGUCAGGAAAUCUGGUUCCAUAAGUUCGAUUCUAAGCACAGUGCGCAUGCGCAAACGGCGCUCACGUGAGAGGAGAGCUGCCAAAGCUAGAAACACUAUAGCUGUUGAUCCAAGGGACAUCCCGGAAUACGAGACCCCAGUUAGUGUUCCCGAAAGACCACGAUCCGUUCAUGGUGUCAGUGAUACAAUCGACAGAUUGCGCAACACUGGAGUGGGUAACCCAAAUCACUUUAGGCCCAUUGGUCGUGUAUUACAAAUGGACCCUAGAGAAUGUUCUGUCCUCGUUGAAAUGGUAAAGCCACCUUCUGGGCCCUACGGGUUUUACCUGGCAAGAAGGAAAGGGGAUACUGGAAGUGUCUACAUAUCUAGUUUGAGUGACAGCUACCCUGACAAGAUGUACGCCGGUCUUAUGAAACUCGGGGACGAAAUAACCGAAGUGAACGGCAACAAAGUCGAACUAUUAACUCUCAAUGAGGUUUAUGACAUCAUACUCGACAGUGAUAAACUACUCCUGAGAAUCAAGCCUUCUCAAGUUCACACUGUAUGACGUCAUUAUCGUGACGUAAAGCGCAACGUGACCUUCUUACGUCACAAUCGCGUAUAGAGGAAUUUCCUGCUGGCGGGAAAGCACCUAAGACGAGAAUGCGGAUUUGAACACAUGUGCAAUUCUAGUUAAUGGUUUUUCAUUCCAACAUGACGUCAUGAUGACGUCACCAGUGCUACGGUGCCUUUUCGUGAAUUCCUCUAUUAUUAAAUGAGUGUCCACUCGUUCACUACACUGUUGUUUCAUCAUUUCAAUUAAAUUUCUCCCUCAAAA
Molecule: messenger RNA, 3226 nt
Organism: Ciona intestinalis (vase tunicate)
Lineage: Eukaryota; Metazoa; Chordata; Ascidiacea; Phlebobranchia; Cionidae
Source: RefSeq, a predicted model, not a curated record